AUGGACAUUAGAUUCCUGUCGACAGGUCACGGCAUGCUGUGCCUUGACCACAAGCCUGAAACGAUCCUGAAUUUGACAGCUGAGGAUAUUACAACCACCUCCAUCACACUGACGUGGAGUUCAGCCCUCAGCGGCGUGGUUCAUUAUAAGGUGAAAAUUCCAGGAACUACCCUCCCUGAUUUGACAGUGCAUUCGGAGACGGUCACCAUAAGUGAGCUGAUACCUGGUCAGAACUACAAGGUGGAAGUAUCUGCUGUGGAUGGAGACAACUUCACUGAAGGCGAUGCUGCCUCUCUCACGGUUUCCACAGUGCCCGGAAACAUUUUAGGUUUGACUGCUGAAAACAUCACGACAAAGUCCUUUAGCCUAACGUGGAACCUGACAGAAGGCGUCGCAGUCGGGUACAAUGUUCAAGUCACAGGAGUGCCCGACUUUGAUACCAGAGUGGAUUCUGAAAUGGCUGUUUUAACUGGGUUGACACCGGGGAGCAUGUAUACGGUGCAAGUGUUCGCUGUGGCUGAAGACAACGUUACGCAAGGCAGUGGAGCAUCUCUUACAGUGUUCACAAAGCCUGAAACGAUCCUGAAUUUGACAGCUGAGGAUAUUACAACCACCUCCAUCACACUGACGUGGAGUUCAGCCCUCAGCGGCGUGGUUCAUUAUAAGGUGAAAAUUCCAGGAACUACCCUCCCUGAUUUGACAGUGCAUUCGGAGACGGUCACCAUAAGUGAGCUGAUACCUGGUCAGAACUACAAGGUGGAAGUAUCUGCUGUGGAUGGAGACAACUUCACUGAAGGCGAUGCUGCCUCUCUCACGGUUUCCACAGUGCCCGGAAACAUUUUAGGUUUGACUGCUGAAAACAUCACGACAAAGUCCUUUAGCCUAACGUGGAACCUGACAGAAGGCGUCGCAGUCGGGUACAAUGUUCAAGUCACAGGAGUGCCCGACUUUGAUACCAGAGUGGAUUCUGAAAUGGCUGUUUUAACUGGGUUGACACCGGGGAGCAUGUAUACGGUGCAAGUGUUCGCUGUGGCUGAAGACAACGUUACGCAAGGCAGUGGAGCGUCUCUUACAGUGUUCACAAAGCCUGAAACGAUCCUGAAUUUGACAGCUGAGGAUAUUACAACCACCUCCAUCACACUGACGUGGAGCUCAGCCGUCAGUGGCGUGGUUCAUUAUAAGGUGAAAAUUCCAGGAACUACCCUGCCUGAUUUGACAGUGCAUUCGGAGACGGUCACCAUAAGUGAGCUGAUACCUGGUCAGAACUACAAGGUGGAAGUAUCUGCUGUGGAUGGAGACAACUUCACUGAAGGCGAUGCUGCCUCUCUCACGGUUUCCACAGUGCCCGGAAACAUUUUAGGUUUGACUGCUGAGAAAAUCACAACAAAAUCCUUUAGCCUAACGUGGAACCUGACAGAAGGCGUCGCAGUUGGGUACAAUGUUCAAGUCACAGGAGUGCCCGACUUUGAUACCAGAGUGGAUUCUGAAAUGGCUGUUUUAAGUGGAUUGACACCGGGGAGCAUGUAUACGGUGCAAGUGUUCGCUGUGGCUGAAGACAACGUUACGCAAGGCAGUGGAGCGUCUCUUACAGUGUUCACAAAGCCUGAAACGAUCCUGAAUUUGACAGCUGAGGAUAUUACAACCACCUCCAUCACACUGACGUGGAGUUCAGCCCUCAGCGGCGUGGUUCAUUAUAAGGUGAAAAUUCCUGGAACUACCCUCCCUGAUUUGACAGUGUAUACAGAGACCGCCACCAUAAGUGAGCUGAUACCUGGCCGGAACUACACGGUGGAAGUAUCUGCUGUGGAUGGAGACAACUUCACUGAAGGCGAUGCUUCCUCUCUCACGAUUUCCACAGUGCCCGGAAACAUUUUAGGUUUGACUGCUGAAAACAUCACGACAAAGUCCUUUAGCCUAACGUGGAAUCUGACAGAAGGCGUCGCAGUCGGGUACAAUGUUCAAGUCACAGGAGUGCCUGACUUUGAUACCAGAGUGGAUUCUGAAAUGGCUGUUUUAACUGGGUUGACACCGGGGAGCAUGUAUACGGUGCAAGUGUUCGCUGUGGCUGAAGACAACGUUACGCAUGGCAGUGGAGCGUCUCUUACAGUGUUCACAAAGCCUGAAACGAUCCUCAAUUUGACAGCUGAGGAUAUUACAACCACCUCCAUCACACUGACGUGGAGUUCAGCCCUCAGCGGCGUGGUUCAUUAUAAGGUGAAAAUUCCUGGAACUACCCUUCCUGAUUUGACAGUGUAUUCAGAGACGGUCACCAUAAGUGAGCUGAUACCUGGCCGGAACUACAUGGUGAAAGUAUCUGCUGUGGAUGGAGACAACUUCACUGAAGGCGAUGCUGCCUCUCUCACGGUUUCCACAGUGCCAGACAUCGUUUCUGACUUGACUACUACGGUUAUUACAACCACAUCUGCUGUCCUCACCUGGACUCCUCCGCAAGGUCUUGUAAUUGGCUACAGGGUGCAAGUGACAGGAACGAGCAGUUCAGAUUUAAUGGUGAAUUCUGAAGUGGCCCUUAUAAGUGGCCUGACUCCUGGCAGUUUCUAUGCAGCACAAGUGUUUUCUGUGGCUGAAGACAACAAGACCACUGGCAACGGAGUGACAAUUUCAUUUUACACAAAGCCUGGAAUUGUCGUAAAUCUGACAGUGGAGGUGAUUACUACACAAUCGAUUUUACUUACCUGGACUCGACCCCUCGGAAAUGCUACCAGCUACAUUGUGUCGGCCACUGGAGCCACCGUUUCCUACAUGACGGUACAAUCUGAACUCGCCCUUCUAACUGGACUGACGCCGGGUAGUCGCUACACAGUCCAAGUGAUGGCGGUGGCUCAAGACGGCGUUACUAAAGGAAGUGCAGCGACUCUUGUUGUGUUUACAAAACCUGCAGCUGUCACCGGACUACGUGUUAAUAGUACAACAUCAACUUCAGCUCUCCUUUCGUGGACUCUGCCCAGCGGCAACGCUUCCAGCUUCAGUAUCGUAAUUGGAGGAAAUCCGAACCUCAUGAUGGUUAACAUGACGUAUGUGAAUGUGACGGGACUUGUACCGCUGAGCCAGUACACGAUCUCAGUCAUGGCAGUGACGGAAGAUGGGACCAAAGGGAACGCCACAUCAGUCUCGUUGUCAACAACUGGUGUGUCUUUGAGAUAUCGACUUUCAAUCCUCAGCUCCGAUGGAUUGGAUGCACAAAAGAAAAAUCAGAUUCUUCAGAAGAUAAACACAGUUCUUCAAGGUCAAUUUGAUAAAAACUCCUUUUCUGCAUCCUUGACCGAAGAGUAAACUGCAAACUCUCUGGGGUCCCUUUGAGGCCUACAGCGCACACGGUGCUAAUGUUCUUGUCCUGCUUUCCUUUCUUUAAUGUCACGAAAUUUAGAAAGUGUGACAAACUGAGAAAUUUACAACAUGCUCUGGAUGGACCUUACUUCUACAUUCUUUGCUACUUCUGGCCAUUAAGAAGUACUUAACUGUAAUGCGAUGGUUAAACAUUCUCAGACGUCGUGUGCCUGGAACGUCUCGUCUCUUUCUGUUUGUGGAGUCCUUCAGGUGCUGAACAGCACUGGCCGAGCCAACAGCUAUAAUUAAUGGUGUGAAUGAAGCACAAAACUUCCAAAUCUCCCAACUCAAUCUUCCAACUUGCAGAGCCAUCUGAGACUAGAGCCUCGAUUCAAGAGAGUGUUGGCAUGUUGGGCUCUGAUGAUUUUCUGAUUUCUUUUUUUUUAUGCCUCCUAAUUGUCUUUGCCAGCUAGAAGAGUUUGCCCAACUGCUUUCUGGAAGACCCUUCGUGUUUUCUCUUUUUACAAUCAAUACAAUCAAGAAUA
Messenger RNA from Erpetoichthys calabaricus (reedfish), 3830 nucleotides. Its product is annotated as receptor-type tyrosine-protein phosphatase eta-like. The coding region runs from base 1 to 3291 and encodes 1096 amino acids. Gene Ontology annotation, molecular function: protein binding. The transcript has 16 exons. Lineage: Eukaryota; Metazoa; Chordata; Cladistia; Polypteriformes; Polypteridae. The record is from RefSeq and is a predicted model, not a curated record.